Messenger RNA from Pectinophora gossypiella (pink bollworm), 3840 nucleotides. RefSeq names its product serine-arginine protein 55 (gene B52). NCBI's taxonomy places the organism in Eukaryota, Metazoa, Arthropoda, Insecta, Lepidoptera, Gelechiidae. The record is from RefSeq and is a predicted model, not a curated record. The coding region runs from base 183 to 1283 and encodes 366 amino acids. Gene Ontology annotation, cellular component: nucleus; cytoplasm; ribonucleoprotein complex. Gene Ontology annotation, molecular function: mRNA binding. The transcript has 10 exons. Gene Ontology annotation, biological process: mRNA splice site recognition; alternative mRNA splicing, via spliceosome.
GAGCUUCAUUUCCGGCGAGAUCACUCACUGCGCGCGCCCCCACCUCGCCUCGCCGCGCCACUCAUAUUCUAGAAGGAGAGGUCGAAAAACCACAUGUGAAGUGUAUAAUCGUGCUUAUUCUGAAUUACUUGUGCUUAAAUCGAGGGAACUGAUUUAGUUGUUUGUUUUGUAAUAUUAAAGAAAUGGUGGGCUCGCGGGUUUAUGUUGGUGGUCUGCCGUUCGGCGUUCGAGAUCGGGAUCUCGAAAAAUUCUUCAAAGGCUUCGGCAGGAUAAGAGAUAUUUUGAUCAAGAAUGGAUACGGAUUUGUUGAAUUUGAAGAUCAUCGAGAUGCAGAUGAUGCUGUCUAUGAAUUGAAUGGCAAAGAAUUGCUAGGAGAAAGGGUGUCGGUGGAGAGGGCGCGCGGCAUGCCGCGUGGCUCCGACCGUUGGCGCUGUCGGGACCUGCCGCCGCCGCUGCCGCGACGCCCGCCGCCGAGACGCGACCCGGACUACAAUUAUAGAUACGGCCCGCCGACGCGUACGGAGUAUCGACUUAUCGUCGAAAAUCUGUCUAGCCGCAUAAGCUGGCAGGAUCUUAAAGACUACAUGCGCCAGGCUGGAGAAGUUACGUAUGCUGACGCACAUAAGCAGCACAGGAACGAAGGCGUGGUGGAGUUUGCGACACACGCGGACAUGCGCGCCGCUAUCGAGAAGCUGGACGGCACGGAGCUGAAUGGCCGGCGCAUCCGCCUGGUGGAGGACCGCCGCUCGUCGCGCCGCCGCACACGCUCCUCGUCGAGCCGUUCUCGCAGCCGCUCGCGUGACCGCCGUCGCAGCCGCAGCAGGUCCCGAUCUCGCCGUUCCUCGCGCAGCCGCUCACGCUCCAAGUCGCGCCCUAAGAGCAAGAGUCCGGCGGCCAAGUCCCGCUCUCGAUCGCGCUCUAAGGAUCGCAGUCGCUCCAAGUCCCGGUCCCGGUCAGCGUCUCGCCGCUCGGGCAGAGAGUCGGAGCCCCGCAAGUCCGCCGACCGCAAUGGACACCGCUCGCCUUCUCGCUCUAAGUCCCGCUCCCCAUCUAAAGAUAACAAGGAACGGUCACGUUCGCGUAGCAAGGAGGCGUCUCCGAAGCGUGACGAAAAGCGUGGAGAGAGCAAGUCCCGCUCCCGGUCGCGCUCGCGCUCGCGCGGCUCCGGCGGCCGCUCUGGAGGCCGCUCCGCGUCCCGCGACCGCUCCGGCUCCCGCUCGCGUUCCCGCUCGCCACGACAAAAUGGCGACACUCAUGAUCGCACUCCACGCAGUGGUGAUUGAUUGUAUUUACACUUGAAACGUAUAUUUUUGUGCUUAGUUCAUAAGACGCGAGAAUGUCCCGGAUCGUCUCACAUUGAUAGUAAUCAAUUUUCAAUUUUUAAAUAAGAGACAUUUUGUUUUCUUCAUGUAAACUUACUCUACAUUAGCCAUCCACGCGUCGACUUGCUCACGAUUCGAGUAUGAUAAAAUACAAAUACGGCUCGCUCAGAAGUUUCCACCAUAUAUUUUCGGUCUCAAUCCAGUCGAACGGGACCAGUCCUGCGCGACUUGCAUUGCGUGACUAAAGUAUCAUACGCGUAACGUACCAGUUUGCUACUGCUCUUAUUACGAGCUGCGAAUUUCAGAUCAACGCUUGUCCAUGUAUUGGAUUGAGCAUACGCAACAUCGAGUAUCAGUCGCAUAUGAAACAAGUCCAAGUCGAGGCGACGCGUGGAAGAAUGCCCUAAGCAAAUCAAGCAAAUCGUUUAUCAGUUUAUCUUAAUAUCCUUGACCAGCAACAACAUUUAACAAUUACAUUUGUUUGACAUUAAGGCAAUCAUGAACGCAGUUGUAUCUACCUUUUGGGUAACAUUAAGAUGGAAAGUAUUUGCCACAUGGCAGGUCGGCACGCACAUACGGAAUAUCGGCGCUGCGGCGCAUCGUUAUGAUUCUAUAAUAUUUUAAAUUUUAGGUCUUUGAACAUUCGUUUUAAAAUAAUGCAGUAUGCGGCGAAGAAGCAUAUUGAUUUUUAUAAAUUAAGUAAGUACCGAUCAUACUUCUUUCAAAUGAGUUCGCCCAGUCGUUCUGUAAGUGUGCGCUGACCAUCUAUACCAUAUUUCAAUGGUAGGUAUAUAUGUACGUGAUUUUUUCUAUAAACUUAGUAUGCAUUUAUGUAUGAGCGGUGACUUUCGAUACUACUUUAAGGAUUUAGCGUUUUAGUUCUAAUUAGUAAAUAAGUACACUUUAUUUGAAUGUUUCUACGGUGAGUUGCAACAACUUUAGUGACCAACCAUCUACCCUGGUGUCAGGCUUACUAUUGAGCCGCCAAAGGCCAAGGUGACAUGGCUCAUGUAAUGACUUCAUAUUUAAGAAAAAUGUAGCCGGGACCUGCCGGGGUUUGUUUGCAUGUACAUUCAAUAAUUACUUGACAUGUUUCAACAUUUGGAUUCCCUCUAGUUCCGUGGUUCAUAAUCCUAGUAUACAGUUACACCUACACUAAAUUGAAGUAAUAGAGUCAAUAAAGCAAAAGCUUCCUAACUUCUUAUUUACCGAUUCCGCGUUUGAUGUGUAUUUUUUUCUUAUUUAUAUCAGAAAAACUGGGGCAAAUAAAUAUUUCAAUCAUGAAAAAUAAAUUUCUUUUUUAAUGAAGUGUACAGAACCAGAAUUUUAAUGCCUUACGACUUCCGAUUAGUAUCCUUAAACCGUUUUACGGGAUAUUAAAUAUAAAGUAACAAUUCUCCAGAUAGGUAGUAAACAUAUAAAUACGGGUAUGUAAUGUUUUAUUUCAACGUAUUUAUUGCAUGUAACGUUUGGCACGAAAAGUUAGCUAUGCUAGAAUAAGAUAAUAAUUCUCAAAAAACAAAUUGGAUUGAUGGAGGAUUAGCAUAAUUUUUUUUAAUGUCUUAUCAUCUCAAACAAAACCAAAAAGUCUUGACUUUCCCUGGCAAAUAAGAAAUGAAAUCCUUUAUUGACUCGAAUAAAGGUGGUUCUUAAUUUUCAUUUGGAAUGGUAUGGAUUCAGUAAAGCAAUUGUUAUAUCAUUAACUAAUAUCAUCCAAUUAAUUUUAUUACUCAAAAGUAAACGUCAACGGACAGUUUUAUAUUAGAGAAUAAAGUUUAGCUAACACAACGCAUAGCUAUGAUUAUGAUCAUCAGCGGAACUAGGGAGAAAACAUAAUUCAAAUCGGUAAAAAACAUUUUUACGUUUUUAAUAUACAAUAGAUGUUAGAAUAUUUAGCUGUGGAAUUUAGUGGUGAAUAAUUGUAAGCAUACUUACUAAUAUUACGAAAUUUCACAUUUUUGCAAAUAUUUUAUGUUGUACUCUACCGCAACGCCUCUUGGUUUUACUGCGGACCGACCUAUCGUAGUUUAAUGUACGACAAACGUACGAUGUACCUGUUACGAUGAAUUAUGUACGUGCAGCAUUUUAAAAGGUGAUUAGUAUUUUCCAGCACGCAGGAGAGUAUACUCUACAGCAAAGUUACUAAGAAUCCUUAUUUACAGAUACAAUAUAAUGCUGACUUUAGGUUUUGUUGAUAUACGAACAUUAAUUAGUAGUACGUAACAAGGCCAAAUAUCAAUAUUUAUCUGUUAGGAUUCUUGUAGCGGUGCUGCUCUUUUGUAGCAUUCUAGAAAAUGCUAAUUUUCUUCAAAAUUACUGCACGUAAACUUCGAAAUGUCGGACCGCGGUUCAAAGCGGACGUUGCGGCAGAAUGCAACGUAAUAUUUUAUCGUAGAAGUACACACAUGACAUAAACAUAUUUUCGACUCAUCACAUCAAAGGUGACGUUCUUAUUUGGGAUUUUGUAAAUACUGAUUGUUAUGUAUUAGUACCAAAUAACAAUAAAAUGUGAGGUAUA